CCAUCCGCGCGACGUAAAACCUGGAAGGUUCAGUUGAAAGUUGAAAGGGGUUUAAGAGAGGUUGUUGCCGAACACUGUGGAAGAUUGCAGAGUGAGCACAAGCAAUGGCGUUUCCUUCUUCUUCUUCCUCGUUCUCCCCGCGCGCAUCAGACGACACCGUUUUCUACGCCAUAUACACGGAGUCCCCCACCAGGACCAGCAUCGCGACGCUCCACAGCCUCCACCUCCAAAUCCUGGAAAGCAUAACCCCCUUAACCGAAGGGUAUAUAUGGCAGCACCAACCCUUCACUCUCUCAGUCUCCACUCCCCCCAACGCCUCCUGCCCCUGCCCCUCCUCCUCCCACCUCCCCCACCUCCACGGCCACCUCCGCUUCGCCGACAACCUCGAAGACGAGUGGUUCACCGUCUUCCUCCUCUUCCGCCUCUCCCUCCGCUUCCCCUCCCUCUCCCUCCGCCUCUGGGACUCCGACGGCGACUUCCUCCUCAUCGAGGCCGCCUUCCACCUCCCCCGCUGGCUCAACCCCGACACCUCCCUCCACCGCCUCUUCCUCCGCAACGGAACCCUCCGCAUCGUCCCCCAAACCCUCCCCAACCCCUCCCUCCCCGAUUCCCUCGCCUUCGUCGCCGGUUCCCAAUCCCUCGCCUCCGACUCAAUCCAGCGCGCCAUCCAGAACCGCAUCAAGGACUACCCCGACCGCGCGCGGAAGAACAUGCACAAAGUUAGGGUUAGGCUUCCGGUUUCCGUCGCGCACGUUCUCAAGCACGAGCCGCGGCUAAUCUCCCUCGCGGUGGAGGGAUUCUACGACAGGGACAUUGACACCAUGAAGUUCGCUAGCACGAUGGAGAGGUUCCUGGAGAGGGGGAAAGCGGAGGAGUUGGUGCGCGUUUCGGUGAUGAUGUCGAGGGCGAUGUACGCGCAGCUUGUGCAGCAGCGGUUUCAGGCUCCGAAGUGUUACCCUGAGAUGCCGGGUCGGGCUGAGAGGGAGGGGUUUGUGGAGGCGGAGCUGGGGAUGAAGGUAGCGUGUGGGAUGGAGAUGAUGUACCAGCAGCGGAAGCGUGAUGGGGUGGAAGGGAGAGGGAGCACUUGGGAGGUGUUUAGGAAGAGCUUGGAGGAUAGUGGCUACUUCCAAGGGCUGCUUCCGGGUUCCUCUGAGUAUCAGAGGUUGAUGCAGAGUGCUCAAGAGUAUUUUAGGAGCACUUCUCUGCACUCCAGGGAAAGUGACUUGAUGAAUGCUCCUGUUAAACGCAUAGAUGAAAUUCUUGCCUUGCCCCAUUCAGUGGAUGAUUUUAAAGAUCAUGAGAUUCCUCCAUCUGAUGAUGAUUCCUGGCUUUACGAUGGAGAGGAAGAGCUGAACUCUGUUCUUAUGGAAAGACAAAAGGAGAUGGAACUAUAUGACUUAAAACACAAAAAGAAAGCAAAAGCAAAAGAAGAUCAAAAUACUGGUCCCUCAGCUGCAUCAAAUGCUGCUGAUGAGUUUGAUCCUAGUGAUAUAGCAAAGACCAUGCAGGCAUUUGUUCAUAAGUUGUCAAGUUACAAGGGUGCUGAAGCUCCUGAAGACAGGAAUAAGGAAGUGGACCUUGAUGUGGACCAAUUUAUUAAAGACAUGGAAUCAGUAAUGAAGCAUUCAGGUGGUGAAGUUGCCAACAAUAAUACUGAAGAAGGAUCAUCGUCCGACCUGGACUUUGAUGAUUCUGAUGAGAGUGAUAUUGCUGAAUUGGAUGAGGAUAAUGAGGACAGAGAGGAUAAUUUCAUGCGGUUCUAUUCUGAUGCCAUGAAUGAAGAACUAAAGGCAACCACCCUUCAGAAAAGUUUUGUUCGUGCUGAUGAACAAAUUCCAAAGAAGGACCAGGGAACGUCAAAUGCAUCAGAACAUAUUAUGGACGAGGAUUUUUCUCCUGUAGAUGUGGAUGUAAAUUUAGUAAAAAGCUUUCUUGAUUCUUUUUCUUCCCAACAAGGGCUUCCUGGUCCCGCUUCCAAUUUGCUCGGCCUCAUGGGGGUGCAGUUACCACAAGAUGCCAAGAAGGGCAAAUGAAGAUACUGAAACAUAUAUCCAGGUUUAAGUUUUGGGAUUCUCCAACGGUUUAGUCUCUGGAUGGCAUGUCUCCCAACCUGUUUGCCUAUAACCUUUUCCACCACGUUGGGUAGACAUAUGCUUAGAAGAUGGCAGAUGGGAAUGCUUGCUAGUCAUGAUGUAAUUGCACCAGGUUUUGGCACUCCAAUUGAAUAGAAGUGUCUUAUUUCCUUGCCUCCAGAGAAAAGCAAGAGAACGAUCAUCUGUAGCAUGCUUAUUAAUUAUUGGCUGAAAUACAAGUGGCAAGACAAUUCUAGGAAAUAGGGAAUUGGAUAACUAUCUUAUAUAGCAAAUCUAUUUAUACUAUAACUGAUUACCAUUAAAUAAUUCCCAACAAGGGUUUAUUUUUAGUUUGUGUCAUCCCCAAUUAAGAGUUGAUGAUUGUCCCUUUGGGUCA
Messenger RNA from Cajanus cajan (pigeon pea), 2469 nucleotides. RefSeq names its product suppressor-like protein. The record is from RefSeq and is a predicted model, not a curated record. Lineage: Eukaryota; Viridiplantae; Streptophyta; Magnoliopsida; Fabales; Fabaceae. Gene Ontology annotation, cellular component: nucleus.